Molecule: messenger RNA, 1299 nt
Organism: Myxocyprinus asiaticus (Chinese sucker)
Lineage: Eukaryota; Metazoa; Chordata; Actinopteri; Cypriniformes; Catostomidae
Product: odorant receptor 131-2-like
Exons: 2
Coding region: 238-1221 (327 amino acids)
Biological process (GO): G protein-coupled receptor signaling pathway
Cellular component (GO): membrane
Molecular function (GO): G protein-coupled receptor activity
Source: RefSeq, a predicted model, not a curated record
GAGAGAGGGAAGUAAACACGAGGUUGACCGUUUCCAUCACUAGACUGGGUUUAAUGUGUGAACAGUCAUUUGCGAGGAAUACAGGUGCUCUUGACCAAAAUUGUGCUUCUCGUGAAAAUACGGACUUAAGAGGACUGUUGGUAAAUGUCUUGCCAAAUGAACCAUCGCCUUUUGGAAGUGUUUUGUCUUUACGGAACUAUUUGGUUCUACAAUAUGUGUAAGGCCUGAAUAAGCGGAAUGAGGUCGAAUGGUACACAUGAGCUCUACUUGAAUGCCCGUGUUUGGACAUCGGCAGUUUCUUUUAUAAUUUUGGCUUUUUUCAACCUGGUCAUUAACUGGACCAUAGUACGGGAAAAAUGCCUCCGGAGCCACGCGCGCUUCGUCCUCGUGUUCCAUUUGUUAUUCUCCGCACUGGUGUACUUUGCAGUAUGUUUUACAUUCUACUUACAGAUGUACAUGAUUGCUGCAACCACUGUACCAAUCUGCACGGUUCUUGUAAGACUCCUGAUGACAAGUGGUUCCAAUAUCAUCCUCACCAUCACGGCUAUGGCUGUGGACCGUUAUUACGCCAUAUGCCACCCACUUCAAUACAGCAAAGUUUGUUUCAAACCAUGGCCAUGGCUGACUGGCAUCUUAACAUGGGGACUUGCGUCGAUCAUUCCUCUUAGCCUUACCCCCCAGAUGAAAAACGGUACAGAAGGCCUACCACGGUGUGGGAGGGAAGCACUGCAAGGCGGAAAGAUGCACAAGAUUAUUUUAAUAUCAGUUUGCACUGUUCUUAUUGUGUGCAGCUAUGUGCGGAUCUUAUAUGAAGGCCGACGUUUGGGUGUGCUGAAUCGGCGCAACAGAGCUGCGUGCAGGACCAUUGCUCUACACGGCACGCAGCUCACGGUCUAUAUCCUCCCAAAUUUCAUACUCUUUUUUCUACAUAUUCUUGAAAGCAAAGAAAUAAUCGAGAGCGGCACAAAAGAGCUUUUUGCUGUCACAAGUUUUGCCUUCUUUAGCUUGGCGCAGUGCAUCGCCCCGAUAGUCUAUGGACUGCGUAAAGAGGAACUUUUAGAACAUCUUAAUCAUCGGUUCCCCUGCUUGUCCGGCCGCUUGAAACGUAUUUUGGAGUGGACUGUCAACAUUACCCAUCCCAAACGGUUUCGCCAGCAAAGGGAGCGAAGAAUGACUUCAGAGACUUUGUUAUCAAGGGAGAUCUCUCAGACGACUGUGUGAUCAUCUUUGUAUUAACAGAACAGGACUGAUGUUAAUGACUUAAAAUGGAACAUAGACUGAGAAAAUACCAGUGAAUCC